Aricia agestis (brown argus) is the source of this 717-nucleotide messenger RNA. RefSeq lists its product as uncharacterized. The transcript has 3 exons. The coding region runs from base 1 to 717 and encodes 238 amino acids. The record is from RefSeq and is a predicted model, not a curated record. NCBI's taxonomy places the organism in Eukaryota, Metazoa, Arthropoda, Insecta, Lepidoptera, Lycaenidae.
AUGUGGAGGAAGAUCACCUUUGUGGCCGUCUUGGCUGUAGUGCAGUGUACCCCAGUGGAACGUGGCGUGGCUGAAAACUUUGUCGGAGUCGUGUCGGAGUGCGUGGAGAACGACACGACGCUAUGCCUGAAGGAAAAGGCCUUGAAGUUCACGGACAAACUAGCGAUCCUGAAGGAUGUCAACCUCUUCGAAGGCAUGACGCUAGUCAACACAGGAUCAGCCAGGUCCGCUCGGAGCUACGAACCGUUGUCCGAAGACCCUAAGACCAGAGAAAGCCAGCUGGAAGAGAGGAUAGUGGACAACGUUGGAGACUUCCUAGAUGACCACGUACUGCAGUUACGUCUGUCAGACAGCAAUGAUGAGUCAAGACAACUUGAUGAGGAAGGUCGUGGCAAGAAGAAGAAGAAGAUCAAGAAGCUCCUCCCCCUUCUCCUUCUCUUGAAACUGAAGCUUGCUGCUCUAAUCCCUCUCUUCCUCGGAAUCAUUGCCUUCGUCGCCCUCAAGGCUGUCUUUUUGGGCAAGAUCGUCUUCGCCAUGAACGCUUUCAACCUCAUCAGGAAACUUCUCUCCAAGAACCAGUCCAGUGGCUCCAGCUAUGGUCCCUCCCAUGAUGAGCACCCUGGGUACAACUAUGAGCCAGCACAGUCCUCUGGUUGGAGUCGGAAGGUCAAUGAUGCUCAGAGCCUCGCCUACAGCGGCCACUUGAGCCAGUUCUAG